Messenger RNA from Oryzias latipes (Japanese medaka), 2803 nucleotides. RefSeq names its product ceramide synthase 4a (gene cers4a). Gene Ontology annotation, biological process: regulation of DNA-templated transcription; ceramide biosynthetic process. Gene Ontology annotation, cellular component: membrane. Gene Ontology annotation, molecular function: sphingosine N-acyltransferase activity; DNA-binding transcription factor activity, RNA polymerase II-specific; DNA binding. Lineage: Eukaryota; Metazoa; Chordata; Actinopteri; Beloniformes; Adrianichthyidae. The record is from RefSeq and is a predicted model, not a curated record.
CUCUGUUUUUACUUGCGUAUCGUUGCGCAGAACGAGCGGAACACACAAAGGCAGAUCUCUGCGCUGGGGGGAGUCAGUCGGUGCGGGAUGUAGGAGAUGGAUAGGCUCUAGUCUGCAACACUUCGUGCAAAUCGUUCCCGGUGACACACAGGAAUGUCUAGAAUCGAAAGGAUGGAGUGGUUGAAUGAGUGGCUGUGGCGGGAGGAGUACUGGCUCCCUCCUGGGAUCGGCUGGAAAGACACCCAUCUAGAUGAAGACCAGGGCCACUUCCCGUUACCCAGGGAUCUCCUCUGCACCCUCCCACUGGCCUUCACGUUUAUAGUCCUCAGAUAUGUCUUUGAGAGGGUUGUUGCUGUCCCGUUGAGCAGGUGCUUAGGCGUGAAGGACCGCAUUCGGAUUCAAGCUCCUUCGGUCCCUAAGCUGGAAGCCUUUUAUAAGCAGACGAGCCGGCAGCCAUCGCAGCCUGAAGUGUUGGCCUUGAGUAAGCAGUGUGGACUCUCGCAAAGAAAGAUCCAGACCUGGUUCAGACACCGGAGGAACCAGGACCGACCCGAUAACACAAAAAAGUUCUGCGAAGCAUCCUGGCGGUUUGUGUUCUACCUCACUGCGUUCCUUGGAGGACUUGGGUCACUAAUUGAUACUCCCUGGUUCUGGGACCAAACAGAGUGCUGGAGGGGUUACCCCAAACAGGCUGUGGCCACUGCACAUUAUUGGUAUUACAUGUUGGAGAUGGGUUUCUAUUUGUCUCUGCUGCUCUCAGUCUCCGUGGAUGUCAAACGAAAAGACUUUAAGGAGCAGGUGAUCCAUCAUAUCGCUACCUUAUUUCUCAUUGGUUUCUCCUACUGUGCCAACUAUGUGAGAGUUGGAACACUGGUGAUGCUGGUGCAUGAUUCAUCUGAUAUCCUCCUUGAGUCUGCCAAGAUGCUUCAUUAUGCGGUGUGGACGAGGACUUGUGACUCGCUGUUUGUCGUCUUCGCUGUAGUCUUCCUUGUUUCGAGGCUGGUGGUGUUUCCUUGCAGAGUGAUCCACACUACCCUGCUGGUCUCCCUUGAUUUCUAUCAACCAUUCUUUGGUUAUUAUUUCUUCAAUGCGCUGCUGUUGGUCCUCCAAGCGCUGCACAUCUUCUGGGCCUACCUUAUCCUGCGGAUGGUUAACAAGUUUAUCUUCAAGGGCAAAGUUGAGCGUGACGAACGCAGCGAUGAAGAGAGUGAGGCGGACGACAAUGAAGACGAGGAUAAAGAGCAUAAGAAGGAAGCAGAUGAGGUGGAUUCGGGGCAAAAGACAGAAAGGAGCAACUCGAAACUAACGUCGUUGGCUCACAACUGUGUCCUGAACAACCUGACCAACCAGAGGAAUAUAAACAGCAGGAUGCCAAAAGCCAGAUAGUGGAACAGCUCCUGUCACACAUCUUCACCUCCGUUCAAUUUGCCCAGAGGGAUGCCAUUUCUGCAUGAGUUCAUUCAAUCCUAUUUAUUCAGAUCAGGAAAAGUCUACAUCCUACUUUUCUGCAAAAGAAUAGAGCACAAAUGAUUGAGCUUUAGCGCCUGUGUGCAGCGUAUCAUACACAGUAUAGAAAAAGAAUUUAAACAGAUCAAAAAGGAAAUGAAGUUUUGUGCUGAAAGAAGUAGAUUUUGUCAACGUUUUGUCUUUAUGGUGACUUUUUUAUGACGCAACAACUUUUCUGUAAAUGAUUCUUCUUCACGUUUUUUUUAGUUUAACGUUUCAGUCAAAAGAAAUUCUGUGGUAAAUUAAACCGUCCUGUAAAAUAAAAAAAAGAACAAACUUCAACCUCUAGUUUAGUAGAAAUUACCUCGUGCAGAUUUUUAUUUUACAUAGAUCAUUGUACAUAUAUCCUAACAUGCUCCGUGAACGUUGCGUGAAAAGUCUAGAUAUCUAAGACUGAUAUAGUUGCAAUUUUUGCCACAAAUAAUUCACAUAAAUUGCCAUCUCUGUCAGCAAGGACAGACCUAAACACUUCUCCCUGAUGAAGCUGGGAUGGGCUCCAGCCCCUUCACCCCAAAACAACAAGUUUUCAAUACCUUGUAGUAACAGAUCUCGCAGUUGUACAAAGAAGAAUAUAAUCUUAAUUUGAAACCCAAUUCCCGCUUUGUAAAGCAUAAUCUAACUAAAACUUUGCUCUUGUUAUUUAUUUAAUCUAUUUAUUGUGUAUUUUUCUUAUUGUGAUACUACUCUGGCAGGAAGCAUCAUAUUUUACACUACAGUUUGCUACAUGUUUGUUUGGUGCCUUAGGCUGCUGUUUUUACUGUCCUUUUCACUCGCACUUAACAUGAAGCUCAAUUGUUCUGUUGAUUGACCCUACUAUAAUGCCAGUCAAGCUCAUCAGCUAAGAAAAGCAAGAACACAGGGUGUAACUGACCCCAGAGACAACCACUGUCAAUAACAAAAGAAAAAAGGACAGAAAAAGGAAACAGGACAAAGUAAGUGAAAUAUAAACUUACACUGAGCGCAAACCCUCCACAUCACCGCACAAGAGGUGUGAGAUUGAGUUCAUUACCAACAUGCUAUAGUUUACUUAUGAGGCUCUUAUAUGCUUCUGUGAAUUUACACCAUUUUUUUUCAUUAUUUUACCCAAAUGUGUAUUUAUUUAAUGCAGAAACUAAGCUGGGUUUAAUUUUUAAAAAGGGCUUUUCUGCUUAAAAAAAAAAAAGAAUUGAAAUGUCUACAUGAUGAAGAAAACCAUGAAAAUGUUUCAGGAAAGUUGUUCUAGACUGUUCUAAGAUGUUUGAAUGUUUGUUCAGCGUGUCUUUUUUGACAGAUUUUAUUAAAUUAACCUUAUUUAAUA